GUGAACAGAAACCAAAUUGAAUCGAUUCCCUUAGAAAAGAGAAAUAAAUAGCAUUACUUCGACUGAAAAAUACUCAUACAUAAGUUUAGCAUUGAUACUUCAAAUAUUAUUGAUAGUCCUUUUAAUGGAGAGAUUGCCAUCAUCCCUUCUCAAGCUCCAGCCCCCAACUUCCGGGGACCUCAUCACAAUACUUUCUAUUGAUGGAGGCGGCAUUAGAGGGAUAAUUCCAGCUACCAUUCUUGCCUUCCUUGAAUCUCAGCUUCAGGAGCUGGAUGGGGAGGAUGCGCGACUUGCAGACUAUUUUGAUGUGAUUUCAGGGACAAGUACUGGUGGUCUUGUGACUGCCAUGUUAACAACUCCAAAUGAAAAUAAUCGUCCCCUAUUUGCUGCUAAGGACAUCAAGCCCUUUUAUCUUGAGCAUUGCCCCAAAAUAUUUCCACAGAAGAGGGGUUUGUGGGGGAAAGCUAGAAAAGUAUUGAAGUCAUUAGCGGGGCCAAAGUACGAUGGCAAGUAUCUUCACCGGUUGGUAAGGGAGAGCCUCGGAGAAAAACGACUGCACGAUGCCUUAGCCCAUGUCGUUAUUCCAACUUUUGAUAUCAAAUGUUUGCAGCCAGUCAUCUUUUCAUCUUAUGAGGUGAAGAGAUCUCCUUGUUUGGAUGCUCAAUUAUCUGACAUAUGCAUCGGCACAUCAGCAGCUCCGACGUACCUUCCUGCUUGUUACUUCAAGAACGAAGAUUAUCAAGGGAAUGUCCGAGAAUAUCACCUUGUUGACGGCGGUAUUGCUGCAAACAAUCCAGCUUUGGUUGCCAUAACUCAAGUGACCAAACAAGUAUUUGACGAAAAUCCCGAUUUCUUCCCGAUCAAGCCAAUGGACUAUGGCCGGUUUCUGAUGAUCUCGAUCGGCACAGGCUCACACAAGAUAGAGCAGAAGUACAACUCCAAAAUGGCUGCAAAAUGGGGCAUCUUGGGUUGGUUACUUCAUGAGGGGUCGGUUCCUUUGGUUGAUACGUUCACUGCAGCUAGUGCAGAUAUGGUUGAUUUCCAUAUUUCCGUUGUUUUCCAAGCCCUUCAUUCUGAAGAAAAGUACCUCCGAAUUGAGGAUGAUACAUUAACUGGAAAAGAAUCUUCCGUGGAUAUUGCUACGAAGAAAAACUUGAACAAACUUGUACAGAUCGGUGAAAAUCUACUUCGUAAACCAGUUUCCAGGGUGAAUCUGGAAACCGGAUUAUCUGAACCGGUUGAGAAGGAUGUCACCAACGCAGAGGCUCUUAAGAAUACAGAGACUUCCAGAUAUGACCCUGCUGAUUACAAAAUGGAGAUUUUAGAAGAAGUUGGAAUUAGUAUCAUUAGCAGUGGAAUCGUUGAUUCCGAGGAGGACAGUGAUAAGGAUGGUUUGAUUAAUAGCAGUAGUUGUUUGGGUUCUUCUUCAUCAGAAUAUCAUUUGAAGAAAGAAGAUGAAGAGUUGGAUGGUGGAACUGGAGAUGAAAUUGAGGAAGUAGAGGAGAAGAAAGGUUGUAGUUUGAAUGGUGUUCUGGAUUCUCUUCUUUUGUUGGCUGUUUUUGUCCUAUCUGCCUCAUAUGGUUCUUCUAUGAGUUCUCCAGCUCAAUCACCAGUUUUUCAUACAUUUGAGGGUCUUAAAGAUUGGAAUUGCAAGAUUCAAACUCAUGUGCAUGACAUUCUGCAGAGUCUUGACAGGGGGUAUUGUUUAGUUGAUAAAAAUGAAGAAGCAGAAUUGCGUCUAUUGGGCUUAAAUCACAAGGUUAAAGUUGAGGGCAUUGAGGAAGAAGAGAUGACUAAUGACAAUGGUUAUGUAGGGACAGUAUGUAGCAGGGAUCAUUGGAGUGAAGCGUUGGACCUAGGGGAUAGAAAUGUAGGAUCCUUGGGGAUAGUUGAAGAUGAAACAAAAACUGUGGAAAACAAUGGUAGUUCAGGGUCAGUAGCUGGCAUGGAUGAUUUGAGUGAAGUGUUGGGCCUAGAUGAUGGAAACACAGGAUUGUUGGAGAUAACCGAAGAUGUAAAGAAAGAUUGGGAGGGUGAUGAUAUGAAACAGAAACUGUGGAAAAGACUAAACCCAUACAAGUUGAUCAGAUGCCACUCUUCUUUGAUGUGGUGGAUUAACCGUCUGAUGCAACAAAUGCUUUGGAAUUGGGGAACAAAAGGAUGGCUAGGAUGGCUAUGGUGGAGGCAGAUGAAGAAAUUUGCAAAAAUUGAACCAAGAGAAGAGGAUACUGUUGAAGGUGAAAUUCGAAUAAUAAACGACAUGACAAGCAUGAAAAGUCAGGUUACUGUGCUGAAAAAGGAGAAUCUAGAAGAGGCAAUUCUUCUGCACAAAAGAACUCAAAUAUUUCCUGACGCUGAAACUUGGCUUUUAUUAUGUUGUCCGGUUGCUGCAUUUCUAGUAUCAGUUAUUCUCAUUAAGACAAAGAAAAGUGCCAAAGGAUUCCUCUCACUAUCCCAUUAACAUGCCUUCUGUUGAAACUGUGAGAACAUAGACAUCAAGUUUGUUCUUCCUACAUGAAAGAGAGGAGCAUAGCUUCAAAAUUGGGGAAAUUUUGAGGGAAGAGUUCACAAACAAUGACACGGUAUACUUUAACUUUCUUGAAGUAUUAUCCAACAUUUUAGCCUUAGUAUCUCUAUAUGAUCACUAUAGUUUGAAACUAUAAUAUCUUCUGGUUCAAUUUCAUGAUGUUUCCAGCAAUAUUUCUAGUUAUGUUACAUAAGAGAUUAGUACACAAACAAGAACAAAUCACUGUUAAUUUUUGUACAUAGUUGUUCUUGUUGGUACCUUGUCUUAGGUUUUAUUAGAAUAUACUGAUUAGUUUUGA
Rubroshorea leprosula is the source of this 2825-nucleotide messenger RNA. The record is from the annotation of a GenBank genome assembly. NCBI's taxonomy places the organism in Eukaryota, Viridiplantae, Streptophyta, Magnoliopsida, Malvales, Dipterocarpaceae.